AUGGUAGUGGUCGCAGUCGCCGGAGGCACGGGCGGUGUCGGUAAGACCAUCGUUGAACAAUUACAGCUCAGCAAGAAGCACGAGGUGAUCCUGCUUAGUCGAAAGGCUCCUACCACACUCGCCUCAGGUGGCGCAAAGAUUGUGCUUGCUGACUACGGCAACAUCGAGGCGCUGUCUCUGCUGCUCAAUGAGCACAAUGUCGAGACAGUCAUCUCCACGAUUGGGAUCGUGGGCCCGGAGGCCGCUCAGUCACAGCUCAACCUCAUCGCCGCGGCCGACAAGGCCAAGCCGACCCAUCGACUCGUACCCAGCGAGUUCUCAGUUUGGGUCUCUCCAGACGAUACGAACGCAGCGGUGUUCGGUGCCUGGCUGGACGCAAUCGCCGCCCUCAAAAAGACUGGCCUCACGUACACCCGCGUCAUCAACGGGUGGUUCAUGGACUAUUUCGGCAUGCCGCACACCCCAAGCAACCUCGCCCCUCACACCUGGGGCGUCGACAUCGCGAACCGCCGCGCCGCGAUCCCCGGAACAGGCAACGAGCCCAUGACCCUGACCUACUCGGUGGACGUGGCCCGCUUCGUCGUUCGCAUGCUCGACGAAAUCGACUGGCCCGAACUUAGCAUCAUCAGCGGCUCAGACACAACGUUCAACGAGAUUCUGGGAAUCGCGGAGAAACUCACGGAUAUCCGCCCCAUAGGCAUUGAAGAGCUUCUUACCAAGGCCUGGGCUGGGGAAUAG
Messenger RNA from Colletotrichum lupini, 738 nucleotides. RefSeq lists its product as uncharacterized. The record is from RefSeq and is a predicted model, not a curated record. Lineage: Eukaryota; Fungi; Ascomycota; Sordariomycetes; Glomerellales; Glomerellaceae. The transcript has 4 exons. Bases 1 to 738 code for a protein of 245 amino acids.